Molecule: messenger RNA, 1713 nt
Organism: Lucilia cuprina (Australian sheep blowfly)
Lineage: Eukaryota; Metazoa; Arthropoda; Insecta; Diptera; Calliphoridae
Product: G-protein coupled receptor Mth2-like
Exons: 7
Coding region: 61-1635 (524 amino acids)
Biological process (GO): cell surface receptor signaling pathway; G protein-coupled receptor signaling pathway
Cellular component (GO): membrane
Molecular function (GO): G protein-coupled receptor activity
Source: RefSeq, a predicted model, not a curated record
AACAAUAACGUUACGAUAACAUUAAUUUAAUCCAAAUACGAUAUGUUUUAGAAAAGCGAAAUGUAUUUUAAACUACUCUUAACACUUUUAUUAGGGCAACUUUUUAUUAAAGUUCCAUUAGCAUUGGCUAUCAAGGAGUACAGUCACACUGGUCCAUGUCCCUAUAAAAAUACCGUAAAUCUAAAACAUUAUCAUCGUUUCGAAAAUGGCACUUAUCGCUAUAGAGAUCUUAUGAUACCACCCGAAAAACAAUAUUAUUAUGAUUAUCAUUUAAAUUUUCAAAAAACUAAAAAAUCGGUACAGCGUCACGUCAGAGGUUGCGUUUGUGAUAAACGUCCAUGUGUGAAAUUGUGUUGUGAAGAUUGGGAGUAUUUCGAUUUCAGUCAAAAUAUGGGAAAAUGUAAAAAAUUAUCUCAAGACAUGAAAGUGUCUUGGGAUGUGGCUAUACAAUGUGAAAGUGCAAAAAUUGAAAAAGUAAACAUUUUUAAACAUUUUACUCCUCAAGUUGAUUUGCCUUGUCGAGAACCGGAGGAAUUGGAUUCUAUGCUGGAUAAAUGGAUGUUAUUUGAGAAUGGAACUCUAUUUGUAGCAUAUGGCAAUUCAUAUUACGAUACAUUACAAUAUUGCUAUUCACCACUCUUAAAUACAACUACUAUGGAGUACAUUUUAACACCCUAUACAUGUCCGGUUAAAAAUAUACCUUCCUGGAAGCAACGAGUUAUUUCAUAUGCCAUGGCAAUAUCGGUAUUAUUUUUGAUACCCACCAUAGUGGUGUAUAUAUCAUUAAAAGAAUUACGAGGUAAUUUACGCGGUAAACUAUUGAUCUGUUAUAUUCUAUCGCUGGCCAUUGGUUAUAUCAUUAUAGCUCUUAUAAAUAUUUCAGAGUUACAGUUUGAUAUAUACAGUUGCAAUAUUUUGGGUUAUACUUGCUAUUUUUUCCUAGUGGCUGCCUUUUUAUGGCUAAAUGUUUUAUGUUUUGACAUUUGGAAAAAUUUCAAAGAAACUUCAUAUUUAGAAUUGAAUUCUAAAAAGAGUGUAAAGGAAUUUAUUUUCUAUUCCCUAUAUGUGUGGCUGGGUGCUGGUUUCGCAACGGGCGUUUGUAUUUUUAUACAAUUAUCAAGAAGUGUGAAUGAACUCUAUAAGCCGGGCAUUGGUAAUCAAAAGUGUUGGUUAGAUACUCAAAGUUGGUCGGCUGCAAUUUACUUCUAUGGUCCCACUUUAGUGAUUUUACUAUUUAAUUUAGUUACUUUUCUUCAUUUAACUGCCCGGAUCUGUAAAAUCCGUUCCGAUAUUGCAAAUAUGACGCAUAGAGAAAAAUUCAUUGAAGAAAAUGCUAUUGUUAUUUUUCGUUUAUAUUUAAUAAUGGGUAUUUCCUGGCUCUUCGAUGUGAUAUCAUAUUGUCUACCAGAUACCGAAAAAUGGAUGAUUGCAUUUGCCAUCUCGGAUUUUCUUAAUGCAAUACAAGGUAUUUUAAUUUUUUCACUAUUUGUAUUAAAGGCAAAUGUUUUGGAUUUAUUGAGAAAAAGAUUUUGUAAGAAUCACAAGACCCAGACUCGCAGAAGUAUUUCAACAUCUACGACAAUUUUAUCAAAAUCACAAAAUUCUUGUUCCAGACAAGCAACAGUCAGGCAUUAGAUAUUCAAAGAAUGUUUUGUAUGUUUCGAAAAUGUUUGAAUUAUAUACCAAUAAAUAUGUGUGAUUAAUUAUUGUAAA